GUGUCAGUUUGUUUACAGCUGCAGACAUGGCGGUGGACAUCACUUUACUGUUCAAAGCCAGCGUAAAGACGGUGAAAACCAGGAACAAGGCCAUAGGAAUAGGCUUCGACUCGACCAAAGAUGAAAUAUUCAAGAGGAGCAGACCGAAGAGCGGCUUCUCUCCGAAGGCGAAAGAAGUGGUCAUGAACAUCACCAAGCUGAAAGACUUUCUGCUGCAACACAGAAAAGAUUAUGUGAGCGCUGGAAGCCUCAUUUCAUCAGAUAUAUCGCGCAUGACGGACAGUGAGCGAGACCAGAUCGACCAGGAUGCUCAGAUCUUCAUGAGAACCUGUUCGGAGGCCAUCAAGCAGCUGCGCAAUGAAGCGGAUAAAAGUGUAACGACAGCUCAGAUAAAGGAGCACAGAGGAGCCGUGCUCGACCUCGUCGACAUGUAUCUGAAAGGAGUGUGUAAGCUGUACUCAGAACAGAGGGCAAUCAGAGUCAAGAGGAUGGUGGACAAGAAGAGGCUAUCAAGACUGACACCAGAUCACCAGAACCGAGUGGAGAGACCUGUGGAGCCCACAGAGGAGAAGGUCGUAAAGGAGGAAAGUUCAGAGAAGAGUGUGCCAGAGGUGCCAGAAAACCCCGUCAGCCUGUGGGAGGAGGGCCGGAUGGAAGACGAGUUGUCUCCAGAGGAGAUCCAGAUGUUUGAGCAGGAGAACCAGAGGUUGGUCAGUGAGAUGAGUAACCUCGUGGAUGAAGUUCGGCAAAUUGAGGGGAAGGUGGUGGAGAUUUCCAGGCUACAGGAGAUCUUUGCUGAGAAAGUCCUGCAGCAGGAAACUGAGAUCGACAGCAUCCAUCAGCUGGUCGUUGGAGCGACUGAGAACGUCAAAGAGGGAAACGAGGAUAUACGAGAGGCCAUCAAGAACAACGCCGGCUUCCGGGUGUGGAUCCUCUUCUUCCUGGUCAUGUGCUCCUUCUCCCUCCUUUUCCUGGAUUGGUACGACAGUUAACGCCGCUGCCUCGGCGGAGGGACACAGCGCUGAAGCCGGCACAUGUUAGAAACCUCUUGAAGAAGGGAGAACGGCACCGAGACUGACCGUCCAGAUGACUCUGUUGGAGCUGAUCGACCCCCCCGAUGGACGGCGGGAGUCAAAGUGAAGGAAACGGCUGAUUCACAGUUUACUUCUGUUCGACGCCUGUGGGGUUUUCCAGACGAACGCCUAUGGAAGCACGCUUUGUACGAAGCACUGUGUCCACUUUAACAGUCAGACUUCGUCCUGCACUAAAACAGCCGUGUUCUGACACCAGAGACUAUCUGCAGCCUCACUUGUUUUAAUAUAAAUGCCUCAGUUUAUGCCUUCAUGUUAAACCUCGUCUUUUACUUGACUUCCAGAUGAAAUAGACAAAUCACUUUGACAUCUGACACUUUUAACUGUAUCAACCACUCAAGGUCCAGUAAAACCAUUUAACACCUCUG
Messenger RNA from Salarias fasciatus (jewelled blenny), 1459 nucleotides. It is a transcript of the gene stx18, whose product is annotated as syntaxin 18. The record is from RefSeq and is a predicted model, not a curated record. Gene Ontology annotation, molecular function: SNAP receptor activity. The transcript has 11 exons. NCBI's taxonomy places the organism in Eukaryota, Metazoa, Chordata, Actinopteri, Blenniiformes, Blenniidae. The coding region runs from base 27 to 992 and encodes 321 amino acids. Gene Ontology annotation, cellular component: endoplasmic reticulum; membrane; SNARE complex. Gene Ontology annotation, biological process: intracellular protein transport; retrograde vesicle-mediated transport, Golgi to endoplasmic reticulum.